AUGGAGCUCUUAAAGGACUACGACUGCGAGAUUUUGUAUCACCCCGGAAAGGCGAAUAAAGUUGCCGAUGCACCGAGUAGGAAGUCUUCGCCUGCCCGAUGGUUUGUCGUCGGCGUCGUCGUGCUCUUCACCGGAGACCCGUCGGAAAGCGAUUCCGCCUGCUGCGAGACACUCAAUGGUGAAAAAAUGGAAGAGAAAACUAAGGAAGGCUCAGCACCAGUAAGACCAGCUGAAGCGAGAAGGCCUCCUCUCCUCGCCGUAACGCUUGUUCGAAGAGUGACGAACGCGGAUUCCUCGAUCGGCGUCGAAGAGUUGUGCAAUCGGGUCUACGGUGGAGUGAUCAUAAAGAAUAAAAAACAGGAUUACAAACAGAAGUUCUGGGUCGACGAAGUUCUCCAAAAGAAUUGCUUCUUGUUGCUUGCUAAAAAGUUAUCCAUCAUUUGGAUCGAAAAUAAGCAAUACUGGGGUUGGAUCAACGAGGCGGAAGAAUGUUACAAUGGCGAAGAAGACAUACCCGUGGCGAAGCUGUUGAGUGUAUGCUGGCUACAAAUUUCAGGCACGUUUAGGACAGUCAAGCUCUCUCCAAAGACCACAUAUGAGGUUGCCUUCGUGGUGAAAAGGAGUGUAGAUAGCAGUGGGUGGAACGUUCCGGUGAACUUAAACCUCACUCUACCGGAUAAAACCACGCAGGGACGCAUUGAGAAUUUGUUGGUGAAGCCGAAGGGUGAAUGGAUAGACAUCCCUGUUGGUACAUUCAUGACUUCUCCGGAGAAUGUUGGCGAGAUAAGAUUUUCCUUCUCCGAAACGGAUGACCAUUGGAAGUCCGGACUCCUUGUCAAAGGUGUUGUCCUUCGACCACAAGAUUAAGCAUCGAAUCCGUCAAAAAGCUUGGAUAUGCAACAUUCCUUGGAAAAGAGAAAACAACGAAAGGUGUGU
This is a messenger RNA of Eucalyptus grandis, 936 nucleotides long. RefSeq lists its product as uncharacterized. The coding region runs from base 1 to 867 and encodes 288 amino acids. Lineage: Eukaryota; Viridiplantae; Streptophyta; Magnoliopsida; Myrtales; Myrtaceae. The record is from RefSeq and is a predicted model, not a curated record. The transcript has 5 exons.